Messenger RNA from Poecilia reticulata (guppy), 4271 nucleotides. Its product is annotated as B-cell receptor CD22. The record is from RefSeq and is a predicted model, not a curated record. Lineage: Eukaryota; Metazoa; Chordata; Actinopteri; Cyprinodontiformes; Poeciliidae.
AUUAAAAUGUCAUCAUAAAGAAAAAAAAAAACAUUGUGUUAAUGUGUUUAAUUUUUACAUUGCUGCAUUGUGUUGGAAUAAUUUCAAAAUAAGCAUUUUGAUUUCUGUGUGCAAGAUCAAUCCAAAUUCUAUUAAAGACUCACAAAAUAAACACAAAUAUUGCUUUGUAUAUGUCACUGUAGAUACUUUGAUCAAUGUUUCAGUAUCAAACAAGCAGAGGAAGUGGGAGGAAAUUUAACUGUGUGUGCACCAGAGCAGGCAAGCUGAAAAAAGAGAUACACUUUUGUUCAAACGUGCUGUGAAGUAUCUGUGCUCUCCUGCCUGUGUGAUUUUGUAUGCAAAUUCUUUAAGAAUUCAGACAAACUGUGAAAACUUCCUUUUUUAAGAACAUUUUUAUUUCACGAAGAGCGUUCUGCAUCCUGAUAAAGUAGCCCAUCUGAGUUACAACCACUACACACAUCAGAAGAAUGUUUCUAACAUCAAGAUCACAACCCCCUUGGACCUAGGAGGGAAACAUAAUACAGUAGAAAGACAGACACUCGGUGAAGGAUGACAAUGAAUGCUCUGUUUGUAAAGUGGAUGCUAUUUGUGACCCUGAUAAAUUCAGACUUUCAUUAUUGCCAAAAUAUAAAAUUCAGUUUGAUGAGCCCUGCUCAAACUGCAACAGAGGGGUCAUGUAUUGAAAUCAAAUGUAAGCCAGUCCAACCCGUUUCCAUAAAUACAGAAGCUUACUGGUUCUGGAUGAAGGAUGCAAAUUGGACAACAGAAAUGGGUUUUGUUGGGACCAACAUUUUCAGCUCGAAUGAAGCAGAGCGUCCUGUCAGUCCAGAGUUUAAAAACAGAGUCAAGUAUCUCAGCUCACCGACAAGUGGGAAGAGGGAUCCAUCAGAAGUGUGCAACAUAUUGAUCUGCAAUCUGAAGAAAACAGACAGCGGAGAAUAUAUGUUCAGAUACAUUUUGGGAACCUUCAAAUGGAGAACAGAAAAUUUUAAUCUAACUGUCCAGGAAAACCCAUGCCUUAUCACUUUUAGCCAACCACCGGCUGUGAUGGCGAAUAAUAACGUGACACUCACAUGCUCUACAUCCAUUUCAUGCAAUUCUGACCCUCAAAUUAACACUCUGGAGCAGCUGCCCUCACCAAAAUGGUUAAGUUCUCACAACAUCAUGGAUAAAAAUGAAACAACCAAAAGCACCAACCUUAGCUUUACUGCCAGCUGGACGGAUGAUGGGAGAGAGUUUUCAUGCCAAACAUCAGAAAACAAGGACAAGAAUUUGAUCUGGAAAGUAACCUUGACUGUAGAAUAUUCUCCUAACAACGUAGUUGCUAAGAUAAGCCACGAAGAAGUAAAGGAAGGAGACUAUGUGACUCUCACGUGCUCUGCUAAUGGAAGACCCAAUGUCACUUUCUCUUGGUUUAAAAAUGGCAAACACAUCCAAGAAAGUCAGCUUAAUUUUACAUCAAUUAAAGAAUCAGCUAGUGGAUCUUACUUCUGCCAGGCUCAGAACGGCCACGGGACUAAUCAGUCUAACACAUUACAAAUUACUGUGCUCUAUCCAACUUCAGUUCAGAUCCAAUUAGAACAUCUGACCAGAAGCUAUGACAUCAACAUAAAAGAAGGAGACAAGAUCAAACUUGUUUGUGAUGUGAAAAGAAGCAAUCCACAACCUGGACAGUUUAGUUGGUUUAACGAUAGAGGACAUGUUUGGGUAGGGCAGGAAGUUGUUUUCUCCAGCAUCAAACCAGAAGACAGCGGCACUUACGAAUGUACAGCCGGAAACAGUGUUGGUUCAGGAAGAUCAAACCCUUUUCACCUUAACGUUCAAUACAAGCCACAAAGCAAAGUUUCUACCAGUGCCCAAGAUAAAGUGAAAGUGAACAGCUUCCUUAGAUUUACCUGCGAGACCAAAGCAAACCCAGAGCCCUGGUUCUCCUGGUACCAUUAUAAACAGUCCGACCCCACCAACUGGACACCACUGAAUACUGAAAAGGAUCUAAGAGUAGGGAGAGUUCAAAGAGCAGACGAAGGCUGUUACAUAUGCAAUGCAAGCAACACAGUUGGUAGCGGGAAGUCCAGUCAGCCCAAGUGCAUUCAAGUACUUUUUCCUCCCACCAACAUCUCACUGUUUAUGGUUCCUAAAGUUAAAGAAGGCCAGUUCAUAACAAUCAACUGUACUGCUGAAAGCUUCCCUUUGUCAGAAUUUGAGUUGCGAAAAUUCUCAGAACGUUUUUUUAAUCAGCCUGCUAAUGAACAAAACUCUUUCACCCACACAUUUAAUGUAACUUCAACCCACGCAGGGUUGUACACCUGCAUUGCAUCAAACAGCGAAGGAAGCAACAGCAGCAACCAGAGGAAACUGGAGGUUGAAUAUGCUCCCAAAGAUGUGAGAGUAGAACCUAAUCCUGGAGAAAAUGUGAAAGAAAAUGAGUCAUUCUCAUUAACCUGCAAUGCCCACUCCAACCCACCGAUAACUCAGUUCAAGUGGACAAGAAGGAACAAUGACAAGGACAUUACUGUAAGCACCGAGAAGACCUUCACUGUACAUUCUUCCAAGCCCUCUGACAGUGGGCUUUACAUCUGUGAAGUCCAAAAUGUGAUUGGAAGUGGGAAAUCACAAGUGAAGAUUAACAUAAAGUAUGCACCAAAAUGGACGACAAUCACUAAAGGAGAGGAACAACAGCACCCGGGGGGACGAAGUUCUGUGACACUUAGCUGCAGCAGCCACUCCUAUCCUCCUGCUAAUUAUAUCUGGUACAAUAAGACAGAUAACGCACGUGUUUCCGGCCAUCAGAACUUCACGGUGUACUCCCAUCAAGCAGGGGAGUACUACUGCACUGCCAGAAAUGAGAUGGGUCAGAUCAAGUCGGACUCAGUCAGCCUGUUUGAUGACACAUUUAUGAAGAUUAUGAAGGCUGUUGGCUGGCUUUUUUUUAUCUUGCUCAUCAUAGGCCUAAUUUUCUUGUACAGGCACAGGAUGAAUAAAGCAAAUCGACAAAGGACAACAAAUAGAUGGUCCUGCUAUAAUUUAUUGCUGAGAAUUCAGGGUUUCUGUAGCUUGUGCAAAAGGCCUGAGAGGAGAAAUGCAAGAAGUGAGAAUAUCUUAACAGAUACCUCUAGAAGCAGAGAUGACUUAUUGCCACAGCAACACUGCCGUCCAAAGGCUCAGCAUCAGCAGCCUCGUCCAGACGUCACGUCUACUUCCCAUCAUGUUAACGUCGUUUAUUCUAAAGUCAAUGUGCCAUAUGGAAAACAAGCUCCAUCUGCACAAAGGCCUGGAGGAAGCCAACAGACAUGUACGAAGGAUGACACUCUCAACUACGCUUCUCUACACUUUCCGAUAAAGAAGAAAGAAGAAGUAGAGUCUGUCUAUUCACAAGUGUCUAAGCCAAACCCAUGCAAACAGGAAAAACUGGAGGACUAUGAGAACAUCAACAUGGUAUCACCAAUUAAAAUUCCAUAUAAUUUCGACGAUGACUCAGAGACCAGCGAUGAAGAUGAGGUCAACUAUGCUCAGGUGGACAUUAUUCCAAAACCUUCCGGCCAGACAGACUCAUCAGACUCAUCAGACUCCAGCACCUCUGAGGAUGAGACUCAGUACUCUGACGUCAAACUGUGAUUCAACACACUCUUUAAGAUCAAAACAGGAAGCUGGUUUACAGGAAGCUGUAAACCAUCAUAUUUUUAAAAGGAUAUGCAAAUAUGAUUCAAUUUGUGUGCAAUGACAAAGUACUAGAAGAGAUAAGGAAGUGAAAAGUGUUCCAUUUAUAAUUAAAUUGUAUAGUGUCAGAAAAAGCCCCUCUUCUAAGUUUUUCUGUUCCUGCUUUGUUGUCACACAGAUUUAAGGUUACUGAAGAAAAAAAAACUAAGUAAAUAGAUAAAAGAAUAAGUCAAAUUAUGAUUCGACUUAUUUUUUUUAUCAAAACCGAGCUUACCCUACGUGAAAACAGGAAACCACAUUUUUCAACCGUGAAUGAACUGUAAAUGCACAUACCAAGGUCUUAAGAUGUGACCUGUAGAUUGAAAAUAUUUUUAAUAGAAUAUUACUGACUAUAUGAAUGUAUUUAAAAUAUUAAAAAAGUAGCCUCUACCCGAAGCAACUCAAGAAGCAGUCCCUGACAUCUGUCUGCAAAGAGUUACAAAGUCGUAUGCAAGGAUUUGGCUCCAUCAAAGUAACUUAAUAGUAACACAGCAUUUCAAAAAAUGAACAUAAAACCAACAGGCAAAACUAGCAGUGACAGUGUAAAAGUCGUGGCCUGCUUCGACGCUUCAGCA